This is a messenger RNA of Aspergillus brunneoviolaceus CBS 621.78, 4413 nucleotides long. RefSeq names its product putative SNF2 family helicase/ATPase. NCBI's taxonomy places the organism in Eukaryota, Fungi, Ascomycota, Eurotiomycetes, Eurotiales, Aspergillaceae. The transcript is spliced from 4 exons. Gene Ontology annotation, biological process: DNA damage response; protein polyubiquitination. Gene Ontology annotation, molecular function: ATP-dependent chromatin remodeler activity; ubiquitin protein ligase activity; ATP binding. The annotation marks the transcript as partial. Gene Ontology annotation, cellular component: nucleus. The record is from RefSeq and is a predicted model, not a curated record.
CCAGGUCUUGUCCCAGAUACUCUGGUUGCUGCCUUCUUGAGAACUAGCUGCAGCAUUGAACAUAAUGGACCACCAAACAAGCGGCUCAAGUUGUCUUUAGCACCCCAGAGUCUAAGAGAUCUCAAUGGACUUCUGACAUCAGAAAUUCCGCUGGGCUAUAUUCCGCUAGCACGAUGUCAUAUCAGAUUACUUCAUCAACAGAACUUUGCUCACUCGAGAAGUGCAGAAAGUCUACUGCAUUCAUUCAAAUACGUCUCACGUCUUCCUGUUGUAGUGCAGACAGUCACUGCCGCUUCUGUUUAUUCUGAUACCACUGUGAAUAAGGACAAGCUUGACAGCCUUCAGCUGAACUUGUUAGCAGUGCCCGGACAGGAAGUUAUAUUCUCAGAUAGAAUCACCGACCGUAAGCUCAUCGAUGCCAUUGAUGGCGAAUUGUUAGGAAGCUUGCCCUGCGCCGAUCGAUUUGUUAAGAGUGUGCCGUCUGUGUGCUACCAGGCAACCUUGCAUCAGCUCCCUGAUGGGAAGUCCUUCAGACUGGAAACUGUCAUCCUUUGGAAGGAUUCGAAAGAUAUUCUAGAUUCCAGAAGCCUAUUGCCUGCCUCAUCCAGGGUCUUUUCGAAGUAUGUUCUGAGAGAGAGUGACGGUUCGCUCAUGGAGCACACAGCACACACCCAAAGAUUUCAAGGGCAGGGGGCAAGUUGGUCACCACGCGAUUUUUACGAAAACGUUCAUGUACCACCUGAUAUGCCCACGGGCUCGGCCGAGAUUAAAUGCGCCCUGACAGAGUGUCAGCUUUUCCCCUUUCAGAGACGGACCGUCAGGUGGCUCUUACAGAGGGAGGGCGUCAAAUUAUGCCCCGAUGGACAGGUAAUCCCUAUUGAGGUGGAUUCAGAUAAUGAUCUACCAGCCUCCUUCAUUCGUAUCACAGAUGCGGAUGGGAAGUGCUGUUAUGCGAGCCAUCUCCUCAUGAUUGUGACUACAGAUAUCUCUGCACAGAGGACAGUCUUACGAGGCGGUAUCUUGGCUGAAGAAAUGGGCCUGGGUAAGACGGUCGAAAUGAUCAGUCUAAUGUGCCUCCACCGUCGAAAAUUACUACCUGAGACCCUACGUCCAAGCCCCACUGGUGGCUUGAGGCCCUCCCGUGCCACUCUGAUUAUAACGCCACCUGCGAUUCUCGACCAGUGGAGAGAGGAGAUUUUGCUACACGCUCCGAGUCUUCGUGUUUUCCACUAUGAGGGUAUUAACCGUCACCAUGAGAUAUCAGAGCGUGGCUUGAUUGAUAUGGUCGCUGAUCACGAUGUCGUCCUCACGACCUAUAAUGUUCUUGCUCGAGAGAUUCAUUACUCUGGAAAUGCUCCGCAGCGAAAUCUUCGGCAUGAAAAAAGGUUCGAGCCACGGAAGACGCCUCUUGUUCAAAUUCAUUGGUGGCGAGUUUGUCUGGAUGAAGCCCAGAUGAUAGAGAGUGGCGUCAGUAAUGCAGCCAGAGUUGCUCGUUUGAUCCCGCGCCAGUUGGCCUGGGCUGUGACCGGGACCCCUAUCCGCAAGGAUAUCACAGACCUUCUCGGCCUUCUUCUAUUUCUGCGCUAUGAUCCUUUCUGUGGUUCUAUUUGGAAUAGGUUAUGCCGGUCAUUUCGCCCUGUUCUGGCGCGUAUCACUCAAACUAUUGCUCUGAGGAAUAGCAAAGAUCGCAUUCGAGGGGAGCUCCGCAUACCACCUCAGAAAAGGUUUGUUAUCACAAUACCUUUCACUGCAGUUGAAGAGCAACAUUACAGACAGCUGUAUGAGCAGAUGUGUGAAGAGUGUGGGCUUGAUAUUUCAGGUGCACCUAUCCAUGAUUACUGGAAUCCUAAUGACUCAUUAGUCAUCGAGAAAAUGAGGAGCUGGCUUGCCAGACUUCGCCAGACGUGUCUUCAUCCCAAUCAGGGUCGAGGAUUUACCGCUGGGUCUAGCGGUCCGUUACGCUCAGUCCAAGAAGUUUUGGAGGUUAUGAUUGAUGAAAACGACGUGAGAGUAAACGCUCAAGAACGUGAACGUCUCUUGUUGCGAAUGCGCCGUGGGCAAUUGCUGGAGAAUGCUUUGCGAAAACGAGAAGCACUUGAGCUGUGGAGGACUUGCUUUGAGAGAGCGAGUGCAAUCGUCAACGAUUGUCGAGGUCGACUUCAAACAGAGAUCGAGAGACUUCGGGUAUCAAAUGUGGGCACUAGUCAAGAAUCGGCAUCGAAUGACCUGGCAACCAAUGACGAGAGUGAAGAUUCGGACAAGAGUAAUCGCAUAGGCACCUACCGACAGAGGCUCCGCACUGCUCUUGAGGUCCAGCAUAUGGGUAUAUUCUUCAUGGGCAAUGCGUACUAUCAAAUCAAAUCGGAUCUCAAGUUGACUGACCCUGACUCUGAUGAAUUCAAAUCUCUCGAGCAACGGGAAGAGGAGGCGUACGCCACUGCCAAGUCCAUUCGGAAGGAAAUUUUGACGGAUGUGUCUAAGAAGGUAGGAAAUCACAUGAGAAUAAUCAAGGAGAUGCUGCGCAACAAGCGAUAUGUGGUCAUACCGAAGAUGAAACCUCAGAUAUAUAACACAGGCGUAGAGGCUCGCCGUGUGCUCGAGAAUUUCGAAGACUUCUGCGAGGCUAUGAAUAAACAUGCUGCACAAUACGACGAGUGGCGUCGAACCAUGGUUCAUCUUCUUUCCCAGUCGCUCAUUGACCAGGAGGAUGAAUCGGAGCUUCAAGGGAACGAAUACGAAAGUUCUACCAAACAUCAAGAUGAAAUGUAUGUUUAUAUGGAGGCACUACGCGCCAUGUUCGCUGAUCGCCACGACUGUCUGACUGGACAGAGGAAUGUGCUUAUUGCUCAUGAAGUCAAAGGCGGAGUCGCUCAGGCCCAGAAGGGCGAGGGCCCUUCACCAGAGCUGUUUCUGAAUAUCAUGAACAUGCGAAGUCGUAUGAAGCCCGAUCCUAAAUUGGGCUCUCUUCGUGGUAUUAUCAGUGAGCUUCGCAGCUUGACCACAUCCCUUGAAUGGCAGGCAACUGAGGGAAGCGCUCGGGCUCGGGCCGAAAUGGAAAUCGCCAGUUUGGUGUUGAAAAAUGCCAGUGCUAUGGCUGCAGAACAUUCCAAGGUUGUUUCAAGCCUUGAGAGAGAGGUUGAGAUGUUCCGGGACACGAUGAAUUAUCGUCUUGAGUACUAUCGUCAAUUACAGCAAAUCUCUGACACCGUGGCCCCGUUUGACGAGGAGAGCGUCGGAAAGCCUUUAGAUGAGGCCGUCUUCGAGGCGAAGCUCUCUCAAGAAAACGUUAUUGAUGGAAGAAUAUCGGCUUUGCGCGCAAAGCACCGCUAUUUAAUCCAUCUUCGAGACGAACCGAGCGUGGAUGAGUCCACCAGAAUAUGCGUGAUAUGCCAAUCAGGCUUUGAGAUUGGUGUUUUGACUGUAUGUGGCCAUCACUAUUGCCAGCAUUGUUUGGGCAUAUGGUGGCGUCAGCAUCGGACUUGUCCUACAUGUAAACGAAGGCUGAAAGCGAACGAUUUCCAUCAGAUCACAUACAAGCCUCAGGAUUAUGUUGUGCAAGAAGAAAAGGCACCGACCAAGGCCAUGUCUGAACGACCGUCUUCCACAAACUCAAUAUACCAUGAUAUCAGUUCGAGCACGCUAAACGAGAUCAAGAAUAUUGAUUUGAAUUCUUCUUUUGGCACUAAGAUCGAUACUCUGGCUCGCCACAUAAUGUGGCUCCGUGAGCACGAUCCUGGGGCCAAGUCGGUAGUGUUUUCCCAGUACAAGAACUUCCUUGAAAUUCUAGCAUCUGCCUUAUCCCGGUUCAAGAUUGGGUUCAGCAGUGUUGACAGCAAAGAUGGCAUACAAAAUUUCAAGAGCGACCCUGCGCUGGAAUGCUUUCUCCUGCACGCCCGAGCCCAUUCAUCUGGACUUAAUCUUAUUUGUGCGACAAAUGUCAUAUUUUGUGAACCCUUGAUCAAUACUGCAAUCGAGCUUCAGGCCAUUGCUCGCGUACAUCGCAUAGGCCAGCAUCGGCCAACAACCGUCUGGAUGUAUCUGGUCUCUGACACUGUUGAGGAAUCGAUUUACGAUCUGUCUGUGUCGCGUCGUCUAGCCCAUAUCAUGCAAAAGGAGGAACAGCAAGAGGACAGACCAUCAGAGUCUCUAGUAAAUGGCGCUCAUGAGACGGCAAGCACCACGCUUACCGAGACAGCAAUUGAUGCAGCGAAUUCUCUUGAGAUUCAAGAUGCGCCGCUUUCCAAAAUGAUGGCAAGCGGCCCCUUGGGUGGUGAACUUGUCCAGGAAGACGAUCUAUGGCGAUGCCUUUUCAGGAAAGCCAACAGUACCCACAUGGAUGCCGCAGGUGAAGUCGCGAGGUUCUUGGAAGGCGAGGCCGCUGAGCAGAGAAGUGUGGCGUUAUUGAAUUCGUAA